CACCACAUCCUGUGCGGAGGCAGAGAAGGUAGUAGAAACGCUCCAAAUUGCUGAGGAUGCCGCCGAGUCGCCGAUGCAUAAGGCCCCAUCGCCUCUGGCUCCCCAAAUAGGCCCUUUUUCCAAAUCCCAACUAGCUCUCUGUCCAUAUUUAUUUCUUUCCGUCUUUCUUCCAUCUUCUUUCUCUCUGAUGUCCUCCUCCUGCGUUUUGUUUGGUGGCUUGAUUAUUUCCUAACCUAAGUCUCCUAAUAAAUCAAUCCUUGGUCUCACCUCUCCUACGUAUUGUGUUAGUAAGUCCCUCCUUCUCGACAAGCGUGUGGCGCUCUUGUUCCAGAAAUUGGAUGUUGCUUUCCUAUUUAAUCCAGAGAUUUGUAUAGUAGUUUCUUUGGUGGCAGGUUCUUUUGUGAAUCAAAAGAUGAGGAUUUGAUGGUAGUCGGAUCAGCUAUGCGUUACUAGUUCGUCGUAGGGGUGUUGAAGGAGAUAACUGUUACAAUGUAUGCUCGGAGAUUGAAGUGCCGAUGUGGGAUUGGCAGUUCUUUGCUUCGGUGUGCCAAUGAUUCGUUUAGGUUUCAUGAUUACGAGAUUAUAAAAUUGGGUCGAUCCCCAAAUCGCCAGCUAUCGCUGUUUCAAUCUACCUAUGGUUGCGGGAACUUGCGGGAUUUGGCUAGGGUUCGUGGUUACGAGAUUGGGCAAGUCUAUGGACGGAAAAUUCGUGUAUCAUCGCGGUCUGCAUUAGCUGGAACUGUUUUUUUGAGAGAUUAUGGUGGCGGAUUGUCACCUACUCGGUUGCUGGUAUCGGUUAAUGGCAAUGGGUGGUCAAGUUUUCGGUUGUAUAGCUCGGAAGGUGAUGGAAGGAGCGCCGGUGAAAGCGAGCAGGCUCCUGCGAAGAAGGUGGAUGGCCGGGUGGAUGGGAGUAGUUCGGUCGCAAAAUCUACCGCAGAGAAAAAGAAGUCCGUUUCGAAUCAAUCUGAUGCGCAUGCUCGCCUGUGCGAGCAGGAUCAGCAGGAUUGGCUUAAGAACGAGAGGUUGUUUUAUGAUAGUAAGAAGAGAGAGUCGCCGUUUUUAACGAGGCGACAGAGGUUCAAAAACGAAUUUAUGCGGCGGCUGAUACCUUGGGAGAAGAUCUCAGUUACGUGGGAUAACUUCCCAUACCAUAUCCAUGAAAACACGAAAAAUAUUUUGAUUGAAUGCGCUUCGACUCAUUUUAAGCACCAGAAGUUUGCUGCUCAUUACGGAUCACGGUUGAGUUCCUCAAGUGGUAGAAUAUUGCUCCAAAGUGCACCUGGGACUGAACUCUACCGCGAGCGCAUUGUACGAGCACUUGCACAUGGUCUACAGGUUCCUUUGCUGGUUUUGGAUAGCAGCAUCCUUGCUCCAAAUGAUAUUGGCAGAGAAUGUGCAUCAGACAUUGAGACUGAUGAUGAAAAUGAAGAAACAGGAGAGGAAGGUACUUCAGAAUCUGAGGUUGAUGAUGAGAAUGAGGCCACUAACGAAGAUGAGUGGGCCAGCAGUAGUGAGGUAAAAUCAGAAGACGAAGAUGAGGCUGCAAUUCAGGCAUCAGCAGAGGUCCUUAAGAAGCUUGUGCCAUACAGUAUAGAGGAGUUUGAGAAGAGGGUUUCAGGAGUUGAAGCUGAAAGUGCUUCCAGUGCAGAAAAAUCAGAUGCUGAAACAACUCAACAAUCUAAAAGACCUUUUAAAAAGGGAGAUCGUGUUAAAUACAUUGGGACGUCUGUAAAUGUUGAUGUUGAUAAUAGGAUUAUUCUGGGGAAAAUACCAACAUGUCAUGGCCCAACUAAUGCUUUUACAUUUAUCAGUGGAAGGCAAUUAUCCAGUGGUCAGCGUGGUGAAGUUUAUGAGGUAAAUGGAGAUCAAGUUGCUGUUAUCUUUGAUGAUAGCAGCAAAAAGACCAAGGAAGGACACGCUGCUGAGAAAGGCAAUGUGAAAGCUGCCAAACCAUCAGUUUAUUGGAUUGAUGUUCAAGACAUUGAGCAUGAUCUUGAUACUCAGGCAGAAGACUGGUACAUUGCUAUUGAAGCACUUCGUGAGUUGUUGCCAUCACUGCAUCCAGUGAUUGUGUACUUUCCGGACUCUUACCAGUGGUUGUCAAGGGCAGUGACCAAGUCAAAUAGAAAAGAGUUUUUACAUAAGGUAGAACAAACAUUUGAGAGUUUGUCAGGAUCUAUUAUUUUAAUAUGCGGUCAGAGUAAAGUUGAAAAUGGACCAAAAGAGAAAGAAAAGCUGACAAUGGUAUUGCCUCAUUUUGGUCGCAUAGGAAAGCUGCCUGUGCCAUUGAAACGUCUGACAGAGGGAUUAAGAGAAACAAAGGCAGCAAAAGAUAGAGAUGCGAACAGAAUUUUCACCAAUGUUUUGACAAUUCCUCCUCCAAAAGAGGAGGAGUUACUCAGAGUAUUUAACAAACAAGUUGCAGAAGACAGAAAAAUUGCUAUAUCAAGGAGCAAUCUACGUGAACUACACAAAGUGCUAGAGGAAAAUGACUUAUCUUGCCCUGAUCUUUUGCAUGUGAAGAGCGAUGAUGUGAUCCUCACAAAGCAGAAAGCAGAAAAGAUUGUUGGCUGGGCUAGAAACCAUUACUUAUCAAGUUGUUUGCUUCCGUCGAUUAGGGGUGAACGGCUGUCAAUACCUUGUAGAAGUAUGGAUGUAGCAUUGUCAAGACUUAGAGAACAAGAAUUUACUUCUAGGAAGCCAUCACAAAGUUUAAAGAGCCUUGCCAAGGAUGAGUACGAGAGCAAUUUUAUCUCAGCAGUGGUCCCAGCAGAUGAGAUUGGUGUGAAGUUUGAUGACAUUGGUGCACUUGAAGAUGUUAAAAAGACAUUAAAUGAGCUUGUUAUCCUCCCAAUGCGUCGGCCAGAACUAUUUUCACAUGGAAAUCUCUUAAGACCAUGCAAGGGAAUAUUGCUCUUUGGUCCUCCUGGUACGGGGAAAACACUUCUUGCAAAAGCACUUGCCACUGAAGCAGGAGCAAAUUUCAUUAGUAUAACUGGUUCUACUCUUACAUCAAAGUGGUUUGGUGAUGCUGAAAAGCUUACAAAGGCCCUUUUCUCAUUUGCAAGUAAGCUGGCCCCAGUCAUCAUUUUUGUAGAUGAGGUUGAUAGUCUACUUGGAGCCCGUGGUGGUGCUUUCGAGCAUGAAGCAACAAGAAGAAUGCGAAAUGAAUUUAUGGCUGCUUGGGAUGGUUUAAGAUCCAAAGAUACCCAGAGAAUUCUGAUUCUAGGUGCUACAAAUCGGCCAUUUGACCUUGAUGAUGCAGUAAUACGACGUUUACCAAGGAGGAUAUACGUGGAUCUCCCAGAUGCUGAAAAUAGGAUGAAAAUCUUAAGCAUAAUUCUUUCUCAAGAACGUUUAGAGACUAACUUCAAAUUUGAUGAGCUUGCCAAUGCCACCGAAGGUUAUUCUGGAAGUGAUUUGAAGAAUCUGUGCAUUGCUGCAGCAUAUAGACCUGUUCAAGAACUUUUGGAGGAAGAGAAGUGUGGUAGGAACAGCAUGCCUGCAGUUUUAAGGCCACUCAACUUGGAUGACUUCAUUCAAGCAAAAAAAAAGGUUGGUGCUUCAGUAGCAUACGAUGCCACCAGCAUGAAUGAUCUGCGGAAGUGGAAUGAACAAUAUGGAGAGGGAGGCAGCAGGAGAAGAUCACCUUUUGGCUUUGGCAACUAACCUUGGGAGUUAAAACACCCCUCUAAUCUCUCUGAAGUCUUCGUUAUACUUAUAGUAGCUUUUGGCCUGUAGUCUAAGAGAAGGUGAGGUCCUUUUUCUUUGAUAUUUUUGCCAGAUAAUAUUUGUAAAUCAUCAGAGGACUCAAUUCCAAUCGGAAUACUUCGUGUAAUCAUUUCAUUCAUUUUUCUUAAAGGUUAUAAAAUGAAAACUCGAUUCUUAGUCUUCUUCCC
Messenger RNA from Nymphaea colorata (pocket water lily), 3899 nucleotides. RefSeq lists its product as uncharacterized. The record is from RefSeq and is a predicted model, not a curated record. Gene Ontology annotation, cellular component: mitochondrial outer membrane. Gene Ontology annotation, molecular function: ATP hydrolysis activity; ATP binding. NCBI's taxonomy places the organism in Eukaryota, Viridiplantae, Streptophyta, Magnoliopsida, Nymphaeales, Nymphaeaceae. The coding region runs from base 490 to 3669 and encodes 1059 amino acids. The transcript is spliced from 24 exons.